GCGUGUUUUUCCGCUAGCCUUUUUUCUUUUUCUUUCUUUUUCUCCUUCGGGUUUUUGGUGAUUAUUGUGGAUGGGGAAAGGAUACUUGAAGCGAGCUUGUCAUCACAAGUAAAGACGGAACGUCCACAGCAAAGCAACACAGGUUCGGAAAAGUGCCCCCAGCCGAGCUCGCAGUGCCGGCGAUUGGAGCUUUCCUCCGCGAAGCCCGACGAGCCUUUCCCGCGUCAGGAGCACCGACCCGGCUGCAGCCACGCCACCUCACACGCCCGCACACCCAGCACCAUUCAGCGCGAAGCUCUCACACCAGACAUGCCCUGCGUGCAGGCUCAGUACGGGCCCACCCACCCAGGCUCCGCCUACUCCGGCCAGUCCUUCGGCUACCAGGGCGACGGCUACGCUUCUGACCUCAUGACCUCCGACUACACCAAGUUGGACCUGGGCGGCGGCGAGAUCUCCGCCGCGGCCGCCACCACCUCGCUGCCCAGCUUCAACGUGUUUGUGGACGGGGGCUACGAGCACAAGUCGUCCUGCCUCUACCAGAUGCCGCCGCACAGGCCCGCCAUCAAGAAGGAGGAGGACAGCUACCCGAGCGCGCAACUGGAGGCCCUGUCCUCCUCCGCCAUGUACUUUAAACAAUCUCCCCCCUCCACGCCCACCACCCCUUCCAUGCCCCCGCAACCUGGCACCUCUUUCCUAUGGGAGGAUCACUCCCUGGUCCCGCCAUCACACCCCCAUUCCAUGGGCUCCGGCCUGGACGCCGCCGGCUCCCUUAAGUCGCCCCGCUUUCCGCACUUCUACCAACACUCGCCGCCCCACAGCGGGGCCAGCGUGGGGGGCUACGAGAAUCUAGGAGGCCUCGUCCGCACAUCUUCCUCCUCUUCCUCAUCGUCCACCUCGGUCUCCCAUGCUCACGGCCCGCCCAUGGAUCAGCAGCCCAUGUACCAGCUGCACCGCGGGGCCGGGGGUACCAGCCUCGCGUUUCGUUCCCUGGCUCUCGGUCCUUGCGGCCCUAUACUCGGGGACAGCCUGCCCUCGCCCCCGCCACGAGGCCCCCAAGGAGAGGGCACCUGCGCCGUGUGUGGGGACAACGCGGCCUGCCAGCACUAUGGAGUCCGCACAUGCGAGGGCUGCAAAGGUUUCUUCAAGCGUACCGUGCAGAAGAACGCCAAGUAUGUGUGUCUGGCUAGUAAGAACUGUCCUGUGGACAAGAGGAGACGGAACCGCUGCCAGUACUGCCGCUUCCAGAAGUGUCUGAGUGUGGGCAUGGUCAAGGAAGUGGUACGCACCGAUAGCCUGAAGGGGCGUCGUGGCCGUUUGCCUUCCAAACCAAAGAGCCCCCUGCAGACAGAGGUGGCCCCUCCCUCGCCACCCCUCAGCCUGAUCUCCGCUCUGCUCAGGGCUUACUCGCACUGCACACCCCAUGACCUUGACUACAGCCAGUUCAGCGCUGCCGACCCUCCCUCCUCCUCCUCUGACGCCGAGCACAUCCACCUGUUCUACAGGCUCCUCACCAUUUCGAUGGAGACCACGCGGUGCUGGGCCGACCGGCUGCCGGGCUUUUCCGAGCUCCAGCGGGAUGAUCAGAACCUGCUCAUAGAUUCCGCCUUCCUGGAGCUGUUUGUCUUGCGACUAGCUCACAGGUCGAUGCUGUCAGAAGACAAGCUGGUGUUCUGCAACGGUUUGGUGCUGCACAGGUUCCAGUGCCUUCGCGGUUUUGGAGAAUGGCUGGACUCCAUUCGAGACUUCUCCACCCAUCUCCAGAGUCUCAACCUGGACGCCUCCGCCUUUGCCUGCUUGGCUGCGCUUGUGCUGCUCACAGAACAAGUUCCGGGCCUGAAGGACUCCAAGCGAGUGGAGGAUCUGCAAAACAAAGUCAUUUGUUGUCUCAGAGACCACCUGGGCUGCGGCCCCUCUUCCUCAUCGUCCAAGGCGGCGCCCGCCCUGAGUCGUAUUCUGGGUUUAAGGGCAGAGCUGCGCUCCCAGAGGACUCAGGGCCUUCAGCGGAUCUUCUACCUGAAGCUGGAGGACCUGGUGCCGCCUCCGCCCUUGAUUGACAGGUUCCUGGACACUCUGCCUUACUGAUGGCGAAGGAUGCAGUCAAGAAAAAAAAAACAUGUCCAAUUUGAGGACAAUAACAGAGUCACUUUGCUGUGAUGCCAACGGGAUAACCACGAGAACGCCCUCCAAUGGACCAUCAAUUAAAUAGACACUUUCUACCAAUGUAAAAAAAAAAAAAAAAAUGCUUGGCCACUUCUGAUUUUCACAUGGAGGCUGAGAUGGAUGAUGGAGGAUUUCUUUGCUCUCUGGAAAGAAAAAAGAAAAAGAAAGAUGUAAGUUUCUAUGUACAGUUUAGUGAAAGGAAACAUAAUUGAACACAAGUCCAAAAUACUCGGUCCAAAAUAUAAAUGUCACUCAGUGACAUCACACAUGUACAAAAAAACACACACACACACGACACAAUAUUUCGAGAAACAGUCUUGAUUGAUUCCAAGUGCAAUUUCUGACCGCUUUCUCAUCACAUAAGAAAGCGAUUUUUAAUUUCAAACUCUAAAUGAUUUGAAUGCAAAGACGUGUCCUAUAUUGUCAAUAGAGCAACGAAAGUACGAGAGAGAGAAAUCCGGCUUGAGAGGACAAACUGUGCACUAAUGAUUGAUGACUGCUCACUCAGACUUGAAAUGCUCAUUUUUAUUUCAUUUGUGUGUUUAUUUGACUCAAAUGGAUCUAAUAGGAGACAACAAAUGAGCUUCUGAAGCACUUACGGCCCGAAAAAAAGGGCAAGAAGCAUCGACACACACCCGACCUGGAGAAAAGAGGAGAGAAAAGGAGGGUGCUCGAAAGAUAGAAGGAAGAAACAUUCCGCAGUCUUUUUUUCUAUUAUUAUUUUGCUAGUGGCGGUGCGAGUGUCUGCAUCUUAAUGUGUGUGUGCGUGCGUGCGUGUGUCAGAGAAGCCAGCAUCUUAAGCAUGGUUUGUUUUGAAGCUGUCAAAAAAGCAGCUCGCCUCGUGUGUUUGCGUGUCUCACCGCACCCCAGCCCACUCACACACUCACGGCAGCAGCGAUCUUACCGGAAAAGAAAAAAAAAGCAAAUUCUAUAGAUAUAUAAAUAUAUAAAUAUACAAAAAACUAAUAUUUUGAAGUGUUUUUAGCUUUUUUCAAAUAUUGUGGUACGACGUGCAUUGUUUUCAAAGAAGAGGAAAAUAAAAGUUGCUGUUUUUUUUUCCUCCAAUGUUCUUUGGUUUGAGUUUUGUUUCUUUUCUUUCUCUUUGGUUCACUGGAUUUUCUGUUCAGCACUUUGAAAUCAUAAACUAGUUCUGAUUA
Molecule: messenger RNA, 3317 nt
Organism: Syngnathus typhle (broad-nosed pipefish)
Lineage: Eukaryota; Metazoa; Chordata; Actinopteri; Syngnathiformes; Syngnathidae
Gene: nr4a3
Product: nuclear receptor subfamily 4, group A, member 3
Exons: 8
Coding region: 310-2082 (590 amino acids)
Biological process (GO): regulation of transcription by RNA polymerase II; cellular response to corticotropin-releasing hormone stimulus
Cellular component (GO): nucleus; transcription regulator complex
Molecular function (GO): nuclear receptor activity; zinc ion binding; nuclear glucocorticoid receptor binding
Source: RefSeq, a predicted model, not a curated record